GUAUGACCGGUCAGAUCUGGCGCGCCGACCGGGCCGUGCAUGCUGUGGGCAAAAACUGUUGUCAUUAAUUGUCUGUGAACAGGUUGAGGCCGUACUGUACGGAUUGGUUCGGUGAGGUUGAUGUGCAUUGUGAUGAUGUUUUUGAUGUUAGAUUCCUGCAGUUGAUGCGACUAAUUACAAUGGAUCUACAAUUAAAACUGUUCUAAAACAUAAGUCACAUGUGACAGUUUUGAGUGUUUAUGGUCUAACGAACAUGCUCAUUCAAAUAGAUUCUCGAAUUCACCGCACACAUUUGGAUUUAAGUACCGUUUAUUUGUUGCAACGUUAGUUGUGAACAGCGGUGAAGCGAUCUCACACAGUGAACAAUUUAUUCAGCAGUCAUGGCAGGCAUUGGCCGACUCUUUCAAGUCAGUGGCGCUUCCCGCCAAAAACUCUGUCAGAAAUUUGGCACGCGGUGGAAAAGUUCCCAAAGCGCAGCAUACACUUUGACAAAUGGCAGAACAGCAUGCCCGAACAGCAUGCCCGACUGUGCUACAAAGCACAGUCGGGCACUCUGGAAUGCUCAAACUAAUAACAAUUUAAGCCAAGAGGCGGCCAGGAUUGUUGGGGCGAGGGGCAUAUCCACCUCCAAGAACCAGAAGAUCAGAACAGCCUACCGGUCGGAUCUCAAGAACUGCCGGCGCAUCGUGCUCAAGUUGGGCAGUGCGGUGAUAACACGCGACGACGAGUGCGGCCUGGCGCUAGGAAGGCUGGCUUCCAUUAUUGAACAGGUCUCAGAACUCCAACAGGCCGGGAAACAAGUCAUGCUUGUGACCAGUGGUGCGGUGGCAUUCGGCAAGCAACGCCUUCGGCACGAAGUGAUCCUGUCACAGAGCAUGAGGGAAACACUCAUACCAAACCAAGAAAGAGGCAACUUCUUAUUGGAUUCGCGAGCGUGUGCUGCAGCAGGCCAGAGUGGGCUCAUGUCACUGUAUGAGGCCAUGUUCUCCCAGUAUGGGCUCACUACUGCUCAGGUGCUGGUAACCAAGCCCGAUUUCUACCACGAUUAUUCCCGGAACAACUUGAGGGGGACUCUGAACGAGCUGCUAAGGAUGAACAUCAUUCCAAUCCUGAAUGCCAAUGACGUGGUAGCGCCCCCGCCUGAACCAGACAAGGAUCUGCAAGGGGUCAUCAGCAUCAAAGACAAUGAUAGCCUGGCAGCCAGAUUGGCCGCGGAGAUGAACGCAGACCUGCUGCUGCUGCUGUCGGAUGUGAGUGGCAUCUUCACGACCCCGCCCGACCAGGAGGGAUCCAGGCUAUUGGACACUGUCUACCCGGGCGAUACCGCCAACAUCGUGUUUGGGGUCUCCAGAGUGGGCCUGGGCGGAAUGGAAUCAAAGGUUAAAGCAGCUAACUGGGCCCUGGAGCGAGGCAUUGCAGUGGUCAUAGCCAACGGCAUGAGUGAGGGCCAGGUCAUCUUGGAUGUGGUCAAGGGGCGAAAGGUCGGCACCUUCUUCAGCGAGACCAAGCCCUCGGGCCCCUCACCGGACCUGCAGGCUGCGAAAGCACGAGACGGCGGAAGGCUGCUGCAGUCACUUACCCCAGAACAGAGAUCAGACAUCAUCAAGAAACUUGCCGACUUGUUGGUGGAGAGAUCUGAUGAGAUUAUCGCUGCAAAUAAACAGGACAUGGACAUGGCCAGAAUGAGUCAGAUGUCUGGUCCCAUGCUGGCCCGCCUGUCCCUGACUGCUCCCAAGAUACGCAGCCUGGCCGACGGACUGAAACAGAUCGCCGAGACGUCGCACAACAAUGUCGGCCGGGAGCUGAAGCAAACCAUGAUGGCUGACGGCAUGAUUCUGCGACAGAUCACCGUGCCCAUCGGGGUGCUCAUGGUCAUCUUUGAAUCUCGUCCCGACUGUCUACCCCAGGUGGCAGCGUUGGCCAUCAGCAGCGCUAAUGGCUUGGUGCUGAAGGGAGGCAAAGAGGCUACCUUGACUAAUGAGUACUUGCAGGGUCUGGUCACAGAGGCAUUGGAGAUGUAUGGAGCCAAAGAUGCCGUAGCAUUGAUCAACACCCGUGAGCAGGUGAGCGACCUCCUCAAGAUGGAAGGUCUGGUGGAUCUGGUCAUUCCCCGGGGCUCCAAGGACAUGGUGCAGAAGAUACAACAGGAGAGCCAGGGCAUCCCAGUCCUUGGUCACAGUGAGGGCAUCUGCCAUGUCUUCAUUGACAAAGAGGUGGACCCAGAGAUGGCCAUCAAGUUAGUGCGCGACUCCAAGUGUGACUACCCAGCCGCCUGUAACGCCAUGGAAACACUCCUUAUUCACAGCGAAUUGAGGCACAAUGCUCUCUUUGACGAUCUGCUGGACAUGCUUCGGUCGGAAAAUGUGAGGAUCUAUCCCGGACCGCGCCUCUCCAAGUCCCUGAAGAUUGGUCCCGCCGAGGCACGUAGCAUGAAGGUGGAAUACGGCGGGCUGGAGUGUGCUGUGGAAAUAGUGGACGAUGUGGACGAAGCAAUUCAGCACAUCCACAAGUAUGGAAGCGCGCACACAGAUGUCAUUAUUACAGAGAACACGCAAACCGCCCAGAAGUUUAUGAUGGGAGUCGACAGUGCCUGCGUUUUCCGUAAUGCUAGCACAAGAUUUGCAGAUGGUUACAGAUUUGGAUUAGGAGCUGAAGUGGGUAUCAGUACGACACGCAUCCAUGCCCGUGGGCCGGUGGGAGUCGAGGGCCUUCUCACCACCAAAUGGAUUCUGGAAGGCUCUGGAGAUGCUGUACAGGAGUACGCAGAAGGGGGUCCAAAGACAUACCGACACGAGUCUCUGCCCAUCAGCAGCUGAUGAAUGCUCUCGCCGGUGUGCAGCUGGUAAAAAAA
Molecule: messenger RNA, 2851 nt
Organism: Patiria miniata (bat star)
Lineage: Eukaryota; Metazoa; Echinodermata; Asteroidea; Valvatida; Asterinidae
Product: delta-1-pyrroline-5-carboxylate synthase-like
Cellular component (GO): cytoplasm; mitochondrion
Molecular function (GO): ATP binding; glutamate-5-semialdehyde dehydrogenase (NADP+) activity; glutamate 5-kinase activity
Source: RefSeq, a predicted model, not a curated record